AUGUCGGAAUCUGAGGGUUUCGAGGUCGUCAACCGCGAGGAGUCGAUUCUCUCGGGCGAGGAGACGGCGGGCACCGCAGGCACUGGCGCAAGCGCCUCGCCCGCGUCUACUCCCAGGAAGAGCGCCCCAAACGGUUCCAAGCCCCCGAGCGUUGCCAGUCCUAGGGCGAAGGUGGGCGCAUCCACGACAAGCACCGUCCGUCGCCCAACAACCACUGGCACCGCGGCUGCCAAGACGACUUCGAGCGCGGCCACCAAGCCAACCAGCGGACUUAAGCAGCCUCCGACUCGACCGCCUGCCGGAAGUACCGUCAGAAAGCCCACGGCGACAGGAACCACCCCGGCUGUUGGCCACAGAUCGCGACCCUCCGUCUCGGAGAGCGAGAAGAGCAGUGCUUCUAUCAGCGGCCCUGCUCGUCGCGCUUCGGUCGUGCCGGGGAGCACCUCGACCACAGCAGCCAGAACCACGAGACCUGCGGGCACAACCGCUACUUCUGGUACUGCUGCGUCAGCCAGAAAGCCCGCGACCUCGACAACCUCUGCUUCGCCCCGAACAAGCACGGUUUCGAAGCCAACGAGCGCAAGCGCUACCCCGGCUACUCGAACAGCGACCAGCCGUCUAUCUACGUCGACAGCAACCCGACCCACGGCCUCUAGCACGACAACUGCGAGACAUGCUUCGCGGCCCUCUACAUCGUCUACAACGACCGUGGCCGCCGGGUCUGCCAAGGCUGUCGAGGAGUUGAAGUCGCAGCUGGCCGAGAAGGAGUCCGAGGUGGAGGCACUCAAGGAGCAAGUCGCUUCUUCCCAGGAGAAGAUUACUGAGCUGGAGGAGAAGAUCAAGUCCGGCGCCGAGGGUGGGGAGGCUGCUGGUGACACCGACAAAGCAAACAAUGACGAGUUGGUCGAGUCCCUUAAGUCUACUCACGCCUCUGAGAAGGAGGCCCUCAGUGCCGAGAUUACACAGGCCCUCGAGAAGCUGAAAAUUGCUGAGGAACAGCUCGAGUCUCACAAGACUCAGCUCACCGACGUCACUACUGCUCAAGAAGCCAAGAGUGGCGAGUUGACCGACCUGCAGAGUAAGAUUGACUCACUUCAGGCCGAGAGGGAUGCCAGCCUCCAGGAGAGUGAGUCUGCAUUGGCCAAGGCCUCGGAGGAGCACGCUGCGAAGCUCGAAGAGGUGCAGAAAUCCUUGGACGAGCAACACCAGGCGGCGCUAGAGGCCCUCAAGGCGUCUCGAGAAGCUGAUGCCAGUGAGAGCCAAGCUGCGCUGGCUGAUGUCCAAAAGUCCCUGGCCGAUCUGCAAGCCGUCAACGAAGGGUUGCAGAAGAAGGUCGGCGAGCUGGAAGCAGCGACAGAGAACGAGGACGCUGCCGCUUCGUCCAAGUUUGCUGCCUUGGAGGCCGAGCUUGCCGAGCUCAAGGCGACUGCUGAACAGGACAAGGCAACUCUGGCCGCUUCACAAGCCGAGGCCGAAGACUUGAGGGCCAAACUUGCGGAAGCCACCGAGGCCAUGGAGAAGACCCAGGCCACGCUGGACUCCGUAAGGGCCGAAUUCACGACUUUGAAGGAGGAACUCGGCAAGGCAGAGGCUGCGUCUGUUUCGCAUUCGGAUCUUCUCGAGGAACUUGAGAAGAUGAAGUCGGAGCACAAGACAACAGUUGAAAGACACGAGAACCAGCUCAAGACGAUCUCCAAGGACUACGAAGACGAGAUUGAGAACCUGAAAGGAGAAGCUCACUUCAAACGCAAGUUUCACGAUCUUGAAGUCCAGCAUGGAGAGUUGGAGGCAAAGCACAAUGAGCUCACCAGUACUCAUAACGAUCUUACAACUAAACACACCGACUUGACCGGAACGCACGCAGACCUUGAAGCGAAGCACAGGGAGGUGGCAACUAACCUGGCCGACUUUGAAGCCAAGCACGGUGAACUGACCGGCACUCAUGCGCAGCUUGCUGCUAAGCUUCAGGAACUCACCAGCACGCAUGCAGAUGCGACAAAGAACCACGACGAGGCACUUGCAGCAGCGAAAGCGGAACACGAGGCUGCCCUUGCCGCCUUGGCUGCCAAGGAAGAAGAGCAUCAGAAAGCUCUUGAUGCUCUGCAAGCCAGCCACGCCAUGGAUCUGGAAUCGGCGAAGAGCGGCCUAUCUGCGGACAAGGAGGCCCACUUGUCGCAGCUGGAAGAAUUGAAGACCAACCAUGCCAAAGCUAUUGAGUUGUCGAAGGCCGAAAGCGUAGCUGCCCUAACAAAGGAACUUGAGGCGCUAAAUGCAGCGCAUGCCGAGCAAAUUGACCAGCUCACCCAGGACUCGGACUCCCGUAUUGCAGAACUAAAGGCCACGCACGAAUCGGAACUUGCGAGCAAGGCCGCAGGCGAGAACACACACGUAGAGAAACUGGCUGCCCUGCAGGAAUCACUAGAGAAGGCCCAACAAGACGCUGAUUCUCGCAUCGCCGAACUCAAGGCUGCCCACGAAGCCGAGUUGGCUACCAAGGCUGCAGGGGAGAGCUCUCAUGCCGAACGGCUUGCAGCUCUACAAGAGUCACUCGAGAAGACACAACAAGACUCCGAUUCUCGCGUGGCUGAGCUGAAGGCUGCACACGAGGCAGAACUGGCAAACAAGGCUGCUGGUGAGAGUGCGCACGCCGAACAGCUAGCAGCACUAAAGGAGUCGCUAGAGAAGGCACACCUGGAUACAGAAUCCCGUAUUGCUGAGCUGAAGGCUGCACACGACGCCGAGUUGGCAAGCAAGGCUGCAGGUGAAAGUACCCACGCGGAGCAAGUCGCAGCUCUGCAGCAGUCUCUUGAAAAAGCCCAGCAAGACUUGGCUGCCGCCUCCGCAACCCACGCCAGUGCUCUCGAGGCUUUCAAGAAGGAGAGCGACGAAGCUCACUCCGCCGAAGUCGAGAAGCUCAUUACUUUGCAGUCCGAGUCGUUGGACGCCGCCCGGCGGGAGGCUUCGGGUUCGCAUUCUGAAACCAUCGCGGCCCUCGAAGCGAAGCAUAUCCAGACCAUUGAGGAUCUUACCCGAGAGCACGAGGGCAGAUUAGCUGCCUCGGCUGCCGACUUGGCAAAGCACCAGUCUUCCUCCUCGGAGUACGAAUCGGCGCUCGCUGCUGCUAAGGGAGAUUUGGCCAAGGCACAGGCAGAAGCCGAAGAGCUCCAGUCCAAGUUGACGGCAGCCAUGGCUACCAGCUCCGAACUCGCUAAACUUCAGGAGGAAUCCGAUGCGCUUAGGCAGCAACUUGCGGAGGCCAAGAUGAACAACGUGGAGUUCGAAGCCGAGCUGGAUGCCAUCAGGAGCCAGAAGCCCGAUACUUCAGCUGCGGAUGCGCUCAAGAAGGAGCUUGAGGAGCUGAAGCAGAAGUCACUGAGCGAGCUUGAGGCUCUCAAGGCCGAGAAGCAGCAGCUCUUGGACGAAAAGGAGCAGAGGGCUACGGAUCACAAGACCUUGCUCGAGAACCACGCCGCUGACCUAGCUGCUGCUAAUGAGGCAAAGCAGGCCACCGUCCAGCAAUUUGAAACUCUCCGAGCGGAACUUGAUGCCAAGGUCAAGGAGUACCAGUCAAUCCAGGAACACUUCCAAAGCAUAGCCGAAGAUGGAGAGCUUGCCAAGAAGGAGCUGGCUGCCCACAGGGAUGCCACGGACGCCAAGUUGAAGAGUCAUGAAUCUGAUUACCAUGACAUGUACGAGAGCAUGACCGCUAUGGUCGAGGAGGAACAGAAGAAGCGCGCAGCCGUGGAGAAGGAGGCUGCAGGUAUCAAGUCCAGAUUCGCCGAAAUGGAAGCCCAAUUGAAGGUUAAGGACGCCGAGAUUGCUGAGGCCAAGGCAAAUGCGGCAGCCCCCGCGAAGCGUGGCGGUCUGGCAGCUAGUAGAUUUGCCAAGUCCCCAUCCGACAGCAACGAUGAUAGCGCGACUGAGAAAUCGGAACCUCCCGAGGCGGAAGGUGAGGACGAUGAUCCAUAUUCAGUUGCCGUAGCCUCAUUAGCACAAGCUAGUAUGACCGUCCAGCAGUUACGCCAAAUGGACGAAGAGCUUCACGAGAAGAACAAGCGCAUGAUGAAGUCCAUGACGGAUCAUCUAGCGCGCCAAUAG
Messenger RNA from Neoarthrinium moseri, 4098 nucleotides. RefSeq lists its product as uncharacterized. The transcript has 4 exons. Bases 1 to 4098 code for a protein of 1365 amino acids. The record is from RefSeq and is a predicted model, not a curated record. Lineage: Eukaryota; Fungi; Ascomycota; Sordariomycetes; Amphisphaeriales; Apiosporaceae.